Molecule: messenger RNA, 618 nt
Organism: Porites evermanni
Lineage: Eukaryota; Metazoa; Cnidaria; Anthozoa; Scleractinia; Poritidae
Source: the annotation of a GenBank genome assembly
AUGCUAACAAAAACUCAGAUCAAUAAGCUGAGAAAAGCAAUGAGCCACGGUACAGGGUCGGAUAUUAAAAUAUCAAAAACACAAAUCAGAAAGGCUGUUAGACAGGGUGAUGGUUUGUGGGGAUCAUUAAUCAGUAUAGGAAGCAAGUUGCUACUUAUGGCCAUGCCAUUAGCCAAAAAGGCUAUUGCGCCGCUUGCAACAGGCGCGUUAUCAGAGUUAGCCAGUCUCGGUGUUGAUAAAAUAUUCGGAAAAGGUCAACGAGGAGGUUUUCUUAUUCCGCAGGAUAAAAUAGCACAGUUGAUUGCAUACAAACAUUUACUAUCUACAGGUCAGAAAAGAGAUAUUCUUAAGGCUGUACAAACAGGUAACGGAUUAGUUAUCAGACCAACAAAAACACAGCAGGGUGGGUUUCUUGGUACUCUACUGGCGAGUAUAGGAGUCCCUCUGUUACUAAACGCAUUAACAGGAAAGGGUACCCAAGUCGAUAGUACUGGAUCACCCGCUAAUACAACAUCUGUUUAUGUCCCUCCUAGUGUAACAAGUAAUCACAAUGGCCAUGGAAUGUAUAAUCCGUAUCCUUACAUGUCACCACCCUUUUUUGGAACAUGGGAAAACCCG